AUGAUUGGAUGUUCUCCGGGUACUCUCCACACUUAUAAGAAGCCCUCGGCGGGCCGAUACAUCCCAACUGUGUUGCUGCAACACAGCUCGACCGCUCGUACAAAUAUCUUCGUUCGUGUUCCUGGGCACCAGUGUCCUUACUUGCCGGGCUUUUUCUUUCCAAAGUUCGCGAUUAGUUCGCCCCAUUUAGACUCUUCCGAUAGCAACGUUGGAGGGCAUAUUUCGAGACCCGAUUGCCAGCUCAGCACCCGCCGAUGCACCUCCCCCGCGCCGCCUUUUUGCUAUCCUGCGCGCCCCCCCCCCGGGCUGCUGGCUGCUGCGCCCAAGCCUCAACCCAUCAUAGACAAAGGAACGACGUUCACAUGUUUCGACCUCAAGGAUUCCGGUUUCACAAACGGGUGGUGUGCCACUCUACUUCAAAACCCAGGUCUAAAAAAUUACUACUUCAUUCGGGCCGCAAACAAGGUUGGGGCUGCAGAGCACUUCAACUACAACUGUGACAACUUGAAAAUGGAGGGUAACAAGUGCUGCAAGAAGGAUUGGGUACCCAGAGUCUCAGACCGCAUGGAGUACUACACCCACACCUCCGGAAAGACGUGGCUCCCCAAGGCCGUCCCUGAUGACAAGCAGAGCAGCGGACACCAGCAGCUGACAAAGCCUAGUCCUCUCACAACCCAGUCCUGCAUCCGCCAUACCCCCUUUCCAGCUCCUCAGGAGCCGUGGAUAUUCUGGUUCUGGCAAAGGUUUACCGGCUGCAAGCGCGACGCUUCGCGCGAGCCCGCGGGCGAUUUAUCUGUCUUCCAAUCUGUUGAGCGGAGGCUGCCCGACGGGAUGCGGCUCGAGAGUGGUCAUCCCAAGAGCAGCAACGCGUGUCUGGACGAGGACGGCGACCGGGCCCGGCCGCCCAGCUGUCCGACGCACGACGCUGGCGGCGGCAACGCGACGGUCGCCGAGGGGCGAGGGCCCCGCCUCGCCCUCGAGAAGGAGCACACAACGGACUGUUCUCCGCGUGCGUUCCCCGCUGAUGUCGUCCUUGCCGUUUUUCUCCAAGGUCGCGAUCAGCUCGGAGCGCCCGGCCAGCGCAGCACCGUCCGAUGCGUCUCCCCGGCGCCGCCUCGGCUGCGCGGCCCGCCGUUGGUAGCGGGCCCGCAGCUGCAGCCGGGGAUCGACAAAGGGACGCCGUUCGCGUGCUUCGAGCUCGAGGAUUCGGGGCGCACGGCUGCUGCAGAGCCCCGCGCCGGGCCCGACCGAGCCCACAUGAGUUACGCCGCCAAACCCCAGCCGCUCCCUCCCGCGGCCGAGACAGCAUGCCACGGCCGCACAGAAAGAGACAUGGCCGCGACCCCGGCGGGCCGACGGGGGCGCCACGGAGUGUGCGUAUCCGGGCCCGACGUCGUGGGCGUGUGCCGGGCGCGCUCCCCCGCCGCGCGUCGUUAG
Molecule: messenger RNA, 1437 nt
Organism: Puccinia triticina
Lineage: Eukaryota; Fungi; Basidiomycota; Pucciniomycetes; Pucciniales; Pucciniaceae
Exons: 6
Coding region: 1-1437 (478 amino acids)
Source: RefSeq, a predicted model, not a curated record